AUACACCUCAGUCCGUCUGCUGAACUGUUGAGCUCACAGCAACAAUGGACCUUAUGGGCAACUGGAACAGCCUUUUUUCCCAAAUGACAUGGAGACAGAUUGAUCAGAGCGUGUCCACAGCAGAGAUUGGAGACUUGAUUGAGUUUGCACAUCCAUGGUCCGGAAUGUCUCUUUGGGGUGUUUAUGUUGGAGAAGGCUGUGUUAUCCAUUUUGGAGUGGGAGAUGAGAACAUGACACAGAGAGCCUGCCGCAGCUUCCUUCUCCAAAUGGUUCCAAAGUCAAAAGGUGAUCGUGUUCUGAGGAAGACCAGGAUCUGCACUCAGCGCAUUACAGAGAUCAAAGUGCCGCUGGGAACUCGAAUCAGGGUCAACAACAACAAGCACAACCUGUUUCCAUCUCCAGAGGAGACGAUGACCAAUCGCUGUGAGACUUUCCUGCAUCAGGAGUUCAAAUACGACCUGAUGAACUUCAACAGUGAGCAUUUCGCCACAUUUGUUCGAUACGGCCAUGCUGUGUGCAACCAGAUUCCCUUUAAGGAAAAGAGUGACACACCUGGGGACACAUCUCAAACUCUGCACAUGAUAAUGCAACAACGGAUGGAGACAGAAACUUAAGAUCUUCUGCGGCGCCUCCCACGUACACAAUCUGUCCCAUUGACUUUGUUAAUGAGCAAAAAUAAAACUCUUUAGCUGA
This is a messenger RNA of Eleginops maclovinus (Patagonian blennie), 693 nucleotides long. RefSeq names its product phospholipase A and acyltransferase 1-like. Gene Ontology annotation, molecular function: A2-type glycerophospholipase activity; glycerophospholipid phospholipase A1 activity. NCBI's taxonomy places the organism in Eukaryota, Metazoa, Chordata, Actinopteri, Perciformes, Eleginopidae. The transcript has 4 exons. Gene Ontology annotation, biological process: N-acylphosphatidylethanolamine metabolic process. Bases 45 to 614 code for a protein of 189 amino acids. Gene Ontology annotation, cellular component: cytoplasm. The record is from RefSeq and is a predicted model, not a curated record.